This is a messenger RNA of Apis laboriosa (Himalayan honeybee), 1264 nucleotides long. Its product is annotated as probable serine hydrolase. Lineage: Eukaryota; Metazoa; Arthropoda; Insecta; Hymenoptera; Apidae. The record is from RefSeq and is a predicted model, not a curated record. The transcript has 6 exons. Bases 146 to 1087 code for a protein of 313 amino acids.
AAAAUACAUAAAUAAAUUAAAAACAUAAUAAAAAUAUAUAAUGUAUCAUUUUUAAUUUUAAAAAAGAAAAACUUAAAAACUCUUAAGUAUAUAAGAGAAAUAAUUCUUUACAAAUUUUAAACAUUAUUAGUAUUUUAUCAGCCAGAUGAAUACAGUUGACAAAACUAGUGAUUCUACUGAAAAUAUAAAUGGACAUAAAGUACAUAAUGUGGAAGAAAUUCAAAUACCUGUACCAUGGGGUUAUUUAAGCGGCAAAUGGUGGGGUCCUAAAGGGAUCCAACCAAUAGUGGCUCUGCAUGGACGUCAAGAUAAUGCUGGCAGUUUUGACACUUUGAUUCCUUUAUUAUGUGAUGAGAUUUCAGUACUUUGUUUGGAUAUGCCUGGUCAUGGUUUAUCUUCCCAUUAUCCAAAAAGUCAAUACUAUUAUGUUUACUGGGAUGGUAUUAUUCUACUUCGUAGAAUUGUAAAAUAUUUCAAAUGGAAGAAGGUCAAAUUACUUGGACAUUCCUUAGGAGGGGCAAUAUCAUUUUUAUAUGCUGCAUUUUAUCCUGAUGAAGUGGAAUUCAUGAUAAGUUUAGAUAUUGCAAGUCCUAGUGUAAAAGAUGUGACAAAAAAUGUUGCUAUACUUAGUGAUAGUAUUGACAAAUUUUUAAAGUAUGAAUUGCUACAAUCUGAUAGUAUUCCAUCCUAUAGUUAUGAUGAAGUGCUUAGCAUUGUUGAAGAUGCUUAUAAAGGUUCCAUAACUAGAGAAAGUGCCAUAAUAUUAAUGAAACGUGGUUUGCGACCUGCCAAUGAAUCCGAACGAUACUAUUUUUCACGUGAUCCGCGAUUAAAGGUUUCUGCAUUGGGUACAAUAUCUUUAGAUAUGGUACUUGUAUAUGCAACUCGGAUAAAGUGUGCUUACCUUAAUAUUCGUGCUAUACCUGGAUUGAAACUUGAUUAUCCUGAAUCUUAUGAUAAAGUUUUAGAUCAAAUAAAAAUAGGUGCUAAAAAAUUUGAAUAUCAUAAAGUAGAGGGAACUCAUCAUGUACAUUUAAAUUAUCCUGAAAAAAUUGCACCUAUAAUUAACAGUUUUAUAAGUACUUAAUGAUAAGCAAAGUUUAGAUGUAAACUGAUAGGGGUAAGAUAGCAAGUGUUAAAUUAGAAAAAUUAGUUUUUUGCAAGUUAUAUUAAAUGUAUAUAGAAAUAUUUAAUUUAAACAUAUAAUUAUUUUAGUACAUCUAUACAUUCUGUAUGUAUUGUGUACAAACAAUGAAAAUGUAUU